Messenger RNA from Micropterus salmoides (largemouth bass), 3388 nucleotides. RefSeq names its product dual specificity protein phosphatase 18-like. The record is from RefSeq and is a predicted model, not a curated record. Bases 358 to 981 code for a protein of 207 amino acids. Gene Ontology annotation, molecular function: MAP kinase tyrosine/serine/threonine phosphatase activity. The transcript has 4 exons. Gene Ontology annotation, biological process: protein dephosphorylation. Gene Ontology annotation, cellular component: cytoplasm. NCBI's taxonomy places the organism in Eukaryota, Metazoa, Chordata, Actinopteri, Centrarchiformes, Centrarchidae.
GCCAUGACGGAGGAAGCUAACUGGCUAGCUGCUAGCUGCGCUUCUUCUUCGCUGCUUCCUAACCGCAGAACCUCCGCCGCCCCCCGCAGGACAGAAGAAGAAGCUGCGGACAUCCGGGUUGUUGUGUCGGAGUGACGUAUUGGAACUCUUACUGAAAGAAAGGAUCUGAAUACUUCAUCCAGCGCUGUAUUUUGUUCUUACAGACAGCAGGAGCCCAGACAGUUCAUUGGCCGACCGACUGACACACACAGCCUUCUACGGCAUCACCGGGGGGGUUUGUGUUCACUCAGAGCAGCAAGCAGAAGAAGAAACAACGAGGCUGAAGUGAAGGAACCGACCGGGCAGCAGGUCGGCCUCAUGGCGGUGUCUCAGAUCACGCCCACCCUGUUCCUCAGCGGCGCCGAAGGCCCCCUCAACGCAGCGCUGGUGUCGCAGAAGGGCAUCACUCUGAUCGUCAACGCCACGGUCAGCCACGCCAGCCCCGCCUACCCGGGGGUGGAGUGUGUGCGGGUGCCCGUCUCCGACCUGCCCAGCGCCCGCCUCGGAGACCACUUUGACCGUGUGGCCGAGCGCAUCCACGGAAACCGUGCAGGGGGCACGCUGGUGCACUGCGCCGCCGGUAUGAGCCGCUCCCCGGCGUUGGUUAUGGCGUACCUGAUGCGUUACAGAGGCGUGACGCUCCGCCAGGCGCACCGCUGGGUCCAGGACAGUCGGCCCUACGUGCGGCUGAACGCCGGCUUCUGGGAGCAGCUGCUGCAGUACGAGAGGAGGCUGUACGGGAAGAACACCGUCAGAGUGGCGGCAGUCGAAGAGACGCCGAGGGUGACGAGGACCGCGCCGCCGCCACAGCAGACCAACUGGUUGACGCUGGUACCCAGGUCGCCUCUGGUGACCCGAGCAUCACUGAUGUCACGACCACAGGUGAUGACGCCGGCAACCAAGCGAAGAAGAGGAACCAAAUCCAGCGGCGUUAAAGUCUGAGCUCUGAGCGACCGCUGCACUCCAACUACAACAAACUACCCACAAUGCAACUCGACCACUGACAGACACCACCCUGACCUCCACAGCCGACUUCUGUACCCACUCACACGCCUCUCUGAAAGACGCACGCCGUCCGUCAUCAGCACGGGAUUUAAAUCUGGAGCUGUGUAAUCGUCCAAUAGGGACGCAGCGUCCCACUGCUGCUAGCAUGUUAGCCGUUAGCUUUUUACCAGCUCGUCAUGCAAGAGGUCACUACAGCAGCGACGCACGCAUGAACUUUGGAGACCCUCUCUGACCGGGUCCGUUUCACAUCCGCCGCAGAAAGAAGGUUUGUGGGUCCAUCGCUUCUCGACCACCUGCUGAAAAACGGGUUUCCAGUUGCUGGUCAGGAUGUUGCAGACUUGGGACCUUGUGGACCGUAUAUAAAACAUCAGGGACUCAUCCUGAACGGGUGAAAACACUGACCUCACACAGAAGCUGCAGCAGAGCUAGCUAGCAGCUGUUAGCUUAGCAUUCACGCUUCAACGAGUGGCUGAAAAUGUCGAAUAAAAAUCUGCUCGGCUGCAAACAUCUCGUCACGCUGGAAGGCAUUUGUGUGUCCCUUUUUUUAUGGAUGUUGCUAAUUAGCCAGCUGUACAGGAAGAUGGCGUCCCCCUUCUGAAUGUGGCUUCAAAGCUCUGAUUGGCUGGUUGGUCCAACCAGCUGACCUGUUUGUGGGCGGCCGGCCGGACGAGUCUCUUUUCAAACUAAAACUAAAAAUGUGACCGACUGAACUUUGUUCUCUUGGGUAUCGUUUGAAAUUUUACGGAACCAAAACCAAAACCAGUUCCCUUAAAGUGACACGAUACCAGCAGAGUACUUUAAGUGACACCUUGUGUAAAAUGCCACCUGUUGAAGCCACAGUAGUUGAUCGGUGUCAUCCUUGUUAUUGUUGUUAUGGACGAGCAGGGCGACAUAUUUUCUUUUCUGUUUUAUUGUUUGAAAUAACUGUUGGAUAAAAAUAUUGGAAACUCGUAUCAGAUCUCGUCCUGAUCAGGUCGUCCAGACGUUAUGAUGCAUCAGAGGAGGGACGACAGCUCGGGAGGUGUUUCCUUUAACGAGGGAGGACGAGUGAAACGGUUUAGUUCUCGCUGUGAUAAAGGAAUAUAAGUUGAGUUUCUGAUGCGUUUGUUUAAACAACGGAGAAUUAUUUUGUUAACUUUGGAUCAAUAAAUCUAAAUAAAAAAAUAAUGCUCUUGAAACGGACUAAUGGAGUUUCAGAUAGCCAGAUGCGGUCAGAGGUUAGCAACGUUAGCCUGUUUAAAGUCAUAUAGUAUUGUUUUAGCUAGUUAGCUUUCAGCAGCUAAGCUGUUUUUAGAUAUUUAUCCUGUUUUUUAGCUACUUUAAUUCUCUAAAUGUGUCUGUGUGCUAACUUUGUAAGUUAGCCAGUGAGACAGAAGUUGUGUUUUUGUACAGGAAGGCCCGAACGCCUUCUCUGUAGACUACGCACAUUUUCAGGGUCGCACCUCGAUGCACGCUGCCCCGAACACACCUGCGGUUUUUACAUUAUACUUCCAGAUCACACAGACUCUGAGACACAGGCAGCUUUUCAUUCAGCAGUUAAAUCUGUGACUCACAGAAGGAGCGUUCACUUGUUUCAUUUAAAGAUGAAUAAAUCCUGAAUGAACAUCCAAAAUGAAGUAAAGAACUUUGUGUAACUUUGUUAUUUCGACACCAACAUUCACACCUUUAAUCAGCUGGAAUAAACAGCGUGUUAUUGAACUGGAGUCACAGUGAGCAGAGUUAGCAUCUGUGCAAAAGCUGCAGGACGCUGCUCAGCUUGUAGAGCAGAGUGAACAUGUUCAGUGAAGGAGAAGAAACAUGUUGAAACUAGAAAGAGUCACUGACAUCAAAUCAUCACUCAGCCCAGCUCAUGGAUCCAGUUCAGCGGAGUUUAGUCACAUUCAGCCGUUAUUAACAUGGAAAAACCAAACAUGUGCAACACUUGAUCUUGAUCAAAUAUAGUUGUUGACCUUCAGUUUUUACAGUCUGUUGAUUUAACCAACAGUAAAUAAAGUUUAACAGUGAAAGGCCGCUCAAAGAAAAGAGAAACAAAUUUGUGGAAUUUUGGCCAAUGUCUCACAACCCAAAACACAAGUAGUUUACUGUUGAAUACUUUAUCACUGUAUUUGUUUUACAUUCAUAUUUAACUAUGAGCCUUGUGUUUGUAGUAAUAUGUUACAUCUUCCUGUCAGAGCUGUGAAAGAAAUCUUUGUAACAGUAUGUGAAAAGCAGAGAAGUUCUGUCCUCUAUAAAGUCCACUCAGGAAUACUGCAGUUCAAUUAAAGUUAUCUUUUGACAUGAAAGGAUUAAAAAUCAUACUUUUUAUAUCUAUUUCUUUUUCCACACAAUAAAAGGUAAAAUACAA